Agrilus planipennis (emerald ash borer) is the source of this 1690-nucleotide messenger RNA. Its product is annotated as solute carrier family 35 member G1. NCBI's taxonomy places the organism in Eukaryota, Metazoa, Arthropoda, Insecta, Coleoptera, Buprestidae. The transcript has 2 exons. The record is from RefSeq and is a predicted model, not a curated record. Gene Ontology annotation, cellular component: membrane. The coding region runs from base 131 to 1210 and encodes 359 amino acids.
CGUAGAUACUGCAGUUUUUUAAUAAAUUUUAUAGGUACCCAUGUGUACACAUUACCUAAUAUAUAAAUCUGCGUUAUUAACAGGGGCAUCGGUAUAAAUGUACGAAUAAGAAGAGGCGAAUUGUCGAAAAAUGUCCCGUCUCCAUUUAUCCAACACUUCAACAGCUACUACUUGUGACGAUUUUGAGUUGCAGAGACUUGUAGUACUAAAUGAGGAAACCGAAGACUCGCCUAUUUUCCAUCAACCAAAAUUGAAGACGUGCCAGUGUCAGUGCCCUUAUCUUGGCUUAUUACUAGCGACAUGUAGUUCGUUUUUCUUUUCAAUGUGUUCCGUUAUAGUUAAAUGGAUGGCGGAAAUAGACCCAACAGCAUUAGCCGCAUAUCGUUACGUUGGUGUUUUGCUGCCAGCCAUUCCCGUUGUUUUAUACAAACAAGAACCGGUUAUUCCCAAGGGGAAAUGUAUGGUAUUGAUUCUUCGAUGUUUUACUGGAACGAUGUCUUUAAUGUUAAGUUUUUACGCGUUCCGACAUAUGUCCCUCGCGGACGCUUCUGUAAUAAUUUUUUCGGUCCCCGUAUUUACAGCUAUUUUUGCCAGAAUGUUUUUGAAAGAACCGUGUGGCAUUUUCACUGUAUUUUCGAUAGUUCUUACUGUUAUUGGCGUAAUUUUUAUAGCUCGGCCUUCGUUUCUAUUUGGCUCUAUGAUAAAUUCUCUGGGAAAUUCGCGAGGUGAAUUGGAAAUUUGGGGAAUAGUGGCUGCGUUUUCUGCCACGCUCUUUGGAGCAAGCAUCUACGUUUUACUAAGAGCACUAAAAGGAGUACAUUUUUCUGUUUUAAUGUCCAAUUUCGGCGCUUUCGCUCUUGUUCAGUGUUUGCUGAUAAGUUGGUGGGUGGGAGGUUUAUGCAUGCCACCUUGCGGCUUCGACAGAUUGCUGAUAGUUGCAUUAGCUGUUUUUAGUUUUAGUGGUCAGAUUUUGUUAACGUUAGCACUCCAAAUGGAACAAGCAGGUCCAGUCUCUAUAGCGCGAAGUGCUGAUAUCGUCUUCGCGUUUAUUUGGCAAGUUUUGUUCUUUGAAGAAGUACCCAAUAGGUAUUCGGUUACGGGAGCCGUUUUAGUUCUCACGUCGGUUAUUUUAACCGGUAUGAGAAAAUGGGCCAUAGCGCUCCCUGAAACGUCCUCUUUAAAACAUAAAUUAAAAAUAUUUACCAAGUAGGUAAAAUCAUCUUAGCUUAAAUGUACGUCCAUUGUGGAUUAGACAUAUUUGAAAUGCUACUGCUGUAAAUAUUGCAAUAAAGUCUUACAGAUUAAUUAAACUUCUUAAAUACAUAUUAUUACGAUAUGUGCUGUGAUUUAAAUCAUGGAUGCGACGCAUUUAUUACGCCGCUGCCAAUAGUAAUAUUAUCAUCUGUGAAAGCCAUACGCUCGGAGGCACUUUAUCUAUGAGAAGCUUCUAUGGUAGUGGAAUCAAUGACAUAGAUUAGAGAUGUACAAUAUACUAUAACAUCUCGUAUCUGUGUUCAAUAGAAUUAACCUCACUACUCUGUUAUCUAUGUAAUUUAAUGUAACCUCACAACUUAAUGCACUUUCGAUUGGUGACGAAGCGUUUUCUUUUUGCUAAAUUUUUUCAAGAAAAAUUGUGUGUGUGCGUACAGUGUCAGUGCGUAUAAAUUAAUUCCAAAAAAGAAAAGCGCAU